Osmerus eperlanus (European smelt) is the source of this 790-nucleotide messenger RNA. RefSeq names its product dynein light chain Tctex-type 1-like. Gene Ontology annotation, molecular function: dynein intermediate chain binding. Bases 203 to 544 code for a protein of 113 amino acids. Gene Ontology annotation, cellular component: cytoplasm; cytoplasmic dynein complex. NCBI's taxonomy places the organism in Eukaryota, Metazoa, Chordata, Actinopteri, Osmeriformes, Osmeridae. Gene Ontology annotation, biological process: microtubule-based movement. The record is from RefSeq and is a predicted model, not a curated record. The transcript is spliced from 7 exons.
ACCGGACAUCCUGAUAACAUUGCGAAAAUAUAACAUCCAAUGACACACCCUAGUCACAUAGUGAGGAUGGGGAGAUGUAGCACAGGUAGCACAGGGCGACUACGAAAGAAAUGGUCUCACAAUUCCAUCCACCGAAGACGGACGAGGCCUGACGGGAAAGGCCCACCAUGUUACCUAUAGCAACUCUUAGGACAUUGGCACCAUGGACGAGUUUCAAUCUGGCGAAGAGACUGCAUUUGUUGUUGAUGACAUUAACACAAUCGUAAAAGACGCAGUGGAAACAACUAUUGGCAACAAUAAUUACCAACAAAGUCGAAUCCACCAAUGGACAUCCAGUAUUGUGGAGACAAGUCUGAACCAACUAUCCAAACUAGGGAAACCCUUCAAAUACAUUGUGACUUGUAUCAUACUGCAGAAGAAUGGGGCAGGCCUGCACACAGCCAGCUCCUGCUUCUGGGACAGCACUAUGGACGGAAGCUGUAUAGUGAGAUGGGAGAACAAGACCACACUCUGUGUUGUCAAUGUUUUUGGUUUAGCUGUGUGACUGGUCUAGGUGGCAACUUUUGGCACCGUUUGUGCUCAGAUGGACUCUCAGUAAGCAGGAGUUCAAACAUAACCAACUAAACCAUAAAUCCAUUCGUGAAAUGAGUGUAGUCUGGCUUUGUUAUGUUCUCAUUGGUAAAAUGUAAUUCAAGUUAGCAUAAAAUUAAAAUGUUCUCAGGAUAUACCAUAAUAGCUUCUUGCUUCAACUUUUGGACAAGAAACAGAGACAAUAAAAAUAAAGCAUGCA